This is a messenger RNA of Impatiens glandulifera, 4630 nucleotides long. Its product is annotated as probable disease resistance protein At4g27220. Gene Ontology annotation, molecular function: ADP binding. The coding region runs from base 80 to 4630 and encodes 1516 amino acids. The transcript has 6 exons. The record is from RefSeq and is a predicted model, not a curated record. Lineage: Eukaryota; Viridiplantae; Streptophyta; Magnoliopsida; Ericales; Balsaminaceae.
AUCAUUUCUAACUCUUCUAUAUUCUGUGCAUUCUUGUUAAGAAAGAAGAACACAUAGAAAGAGAGAACAAGGCAUACAAAUGGCAGAAGAGGUUGGUUUGAGCGUAGCAGGAAAGAUCGCAGAGUUGCUGUUGAUUGAGCCAAUUCAACGAGAACUGGGCUAUCUCUUCUGUUUUAACAGUAACUUUCAAGAGCUGGAAGAUAGACUCGUUGAUCUAAGAGCAAAAAGAAUCGAUGUACAAGCAAGGGAAGAUGCAGAAGAGAGGAAGCGAAGAACCCUCGGUAAAGAAGCCGAAAACUGGAUUAAGGAUGCUGAUGGAAAAAUUGUUGAAACAGAGAAUCUUAAGAAGAAGAAGGCGGAGCUUCAAAAAGGGUGUUUCUCCAUCAAAUGGUGUCCUAAUAUAAGCUUGCGUUUUUCAUUGGGUAGGAAGGGGAAGAAGUUAUCUCUGCUUCUCAUCCAGCUUCUUCAACGUGCUGAUAAUUUGCCGAACGAAGGUUAUGACUUGCCCAUGCAGCCCAUACAGUGGGGAAAUUACAAUGGUGAUGCUUCGGAUUUCGACAGUCGAAAUAAGUUCACGAAAAACAUCAUUGAGAUGUUACGGGACCAAGAGACAAUGUUAAUAGGGAUAUGCGGAAUGGGAGGGAUCGGAAAGACCACGUUCGCUAAGCAAAUCCUCCAAAAGGUUAGCGACUCUCCUAAGCCUUUAUUUGAUUUUCAAGUUAUUUCCACUGUCUCGAAUAGUCCCAAUUUCAAUGUUAUCCAACAAGAAGUCUCAGAGAUGUUAGGGACUACCCUUGAGGGCGUUCAUAGUGAGUUUGUAAGAGCAGAAAAUUUACGAAAUGCUUUUAGUAACAAGAGAGUUGUUGUCUUAUUGGAUGAUGUUUGGGAUGAGUUUGAUUUAAAUGCUUUUGGUUUUCCAUUAACAAAAUCAAAUGUUGGGUGUUGCUGUAAGAUUAUUUAUACAUCUAGAAACAAAGAUUUAUGGUCUGGUCAACGGACCAUUACCAAGAAGGAAAUCGAACUUGAUCUAUUGUCAAGUGAAGAAGCUUUUAAUUUGUUUAAAAGAAAAGUUGAUCUGCAGCAUGAUGAUAUUAAUUUUCAUUGGAAGAAUGAAAAAGCUAGAAAAAUUGUUGAUGAAUGUGAACGAUUGCCCCUCGCGCUUGGGGUUGUAGGUGGCGCUCUCAUUGAAAAAGAUAAACAUGAGUGGGAGCAUAUGCUUAAUCAAUUGAGGUAUCAAGGUCAAGAUCAACAUACAUACAAGGACAAGAUAAACAAAGUCUUGGAAACGAGUUAUCUACACUUACAAGAUCUCAAUGCCCAGUCCUUGUUCUUGCUCUGCUGUUUAUUCGGAGAGGACGAGAUGAUUCCUAUUGAGACGUUGUAUCGUUAUGCAUUGGGUUUGCAGCUCUUCAAAGGUAGAAAUGACCUACGACAGACAAGAGUUCUUGUCUACACCUUAGUGGACAACCUAAUAAGAAGAAAUUUGCUAAUAAAGUUGGAAGCUCUAUACCGCGGAGAACGUGCAGUGAAAAUGCACGAUUUGGUAAGAGAUGUUGGGAUUUUAAUUGCAGAAAAAGAAAAGAAGGGUAUUCAUUUUCUAAAGUGUGAUGGUGUGAACCAACUAGAGAAUAUAGUUACUCCACACACUAAAAUUAUUUCUAUAUUGUUCCAGAAGAAGAAUGAUAUAGAAGUACUUGAUUCCAUGGAAUUUCGAGGCUCAAAAUUGGAACUACUACGGUGGGAUAGUUCAAGUGUUUUUGGAUCAAAUAUUGAAAUAUCAGAAAAUGUACUUAAAGAGGCGAAUAAUCUCAAAGUUUUAAAUAUACUCUAUAACUUAUACAAGAUUAGUGAGUUUUCAUUAUCUUCUUCUUUAGCCAAGUUGAAGAUGUUAUCCAUAGAGGGAAUGAAUACGAAUAUGACACCCAAUGUAUCUUCCAUUGGACAUAUGAAGUGCUUGGAAGUCCUUAGCUUUCGACGGUCAUAUAUGAAAGCUUUGCCAAAUGAAAUAAGUGAGUUAACGAACUUAAGAUUGUUGGAUUUGUCUAUGUGCAAGUGUUACAUAAGCAAUGGUACUCUUUCAAAGCUUACUAAUCUACACGAAUUGUAUAUGUGGGAAAGUUUUCAAGAUUGGAGGCUACAAAAAGAAGAUGUUAAUGGUGGAGACAAUCAUGCAGCAGCAGGACUUGAUGAGUUAAAUUUCUUACAUAAAUUGUGGAGAUUGGAAUUGGAGGUACCCAAUAUUAAACAAAUACCGAGAGGAGUUAAAUUAUUUUCUUCUUCAAAAUUGUUAGAACAAUUCAAGAUAAGAAUAGGAGAAAGAGAUCCUAUCAAAUUUAAAAGUAUCAAAUUUAAAAGCGGGGAAAGACAACUGUGGUUAGAGAAUGCUAGAGACAAUACUAAUUUCUUACCUGAACUUGGGUUCUUAAUAGAAAAAGGCAUUACCGAUUUACAUGUAUGCGCUGAUUCUGGCAUGUGGGAGAAUAUGUGUACAAACAAAUUCCUAUUCCUAUCACUGAAGGAUAUUAAGCUUAAAAAGUGUGGAUCUCUCUUCCCACAGUCACCGUCAUUGUUGCAGACUUCUGAACUUGGGCGCUGUUUGCAGUGUAUUAAACUAUAUGAAUGCAAUAAAAUGACACACUUAUGUUCUACAUCAAUAUCAAAGAAUCUCACAAAUCUUCAAGCCCUUGUUCUCGAAGGUUGUGAAAUGAUGGAAGAAGUUGUUAGCUCUUGCAAUAAGACAGAACAACUCAAUAAAAUUGAGUUCAAUGCUUUGGAAACUCUUAAGCUUAGUGACUUGUCUAGGUUGGAAUGUUUUUUCAAAGGAGUAAACGAGAUUCAUUUCCAUAAACUGAAAAUAUUGGAGCUAAAAGGAUUGAAGCAAUUUAUCUUUCCAACCAAGUUGGAAAUACCUUGCGUGGAGGAGCUGAGUAUGAAAUCUAUUCCAAAUAUUGAAACAUUGUGCAACAUCUUUCUACCAUCACUGCAAAAGUUGAAUAUUGAUAGUUGUGAUAACUUCCAAUAUGUUGACUUCUUUGAUAGCUUGGUGAUUUCUAAUCUUAAAAGUUUAAUCAUUAAAAGUUGUAAAAUGUUGAAAGGUGUGGUAGGUGUAACAACUGGCGCAAGAGAGCAAGGGAGAAAAUCAAUUGAAUUCCCUAAUUUGUCAACAUUGGAACUUGAAUUCUUGGACAAACUUUCGAGUUUUGUCAUCGACGUCAACGAUUUGGAUGACAAAGAUGAAAAGUCACAAAGUGUACUAUUUUAUCACGAUGAUUAUCAGGUCAUGCUUCCUUCUCUACACGAAUUGAAAAUAAGUGCAUUGCCGAAGAUAAAUUAUAUAAUAGGAAGGAACAGUGAACAAGUAAGAGUUCAUGAUGAUAUCGAGGAAUGGCAUGGCAGAGAAUUAUUAGUAUUUCCUAAUGUGGAGACAUUGCGGCUUAAACAUUUAAAGGAACUGGUGAGUUUUGUUGGAGAGAUGAACAAUAUGGAAAACGAUUGCAAAAAUCAAAAUGCACUCUUUCAUCUGGAUGAUGAUGAUGAGGUCUGGUUUCCUUCCUUACAAGAGUUGUGUAUAAAGGGAUUGUCAAAGAUAAAAUAUAUAGUAGGAAGGAAAAGCGGACAAGUAGGGGUUCAUCGUGAUCAUAUAGAAGAAGAAGAAGGCCGUGGACGACGGGAAAUACAACAACCCAUAUUAUUCCCUAAUUUGAAGUUGUUGGUGCUUGAUGAUUUAGAGGAGAAUGUGAGUUUUGUUGGAGUGAUGAACAACAAUAUGGACAACAAUUGCAAAAAUCAAAAUGCACUCUUUCAUCUCGAUGAUGAUGAGGUCUGGUUUCCUUGCUUAAAAGACUUGAAUAUAAGUGGAUUGCCAAAGAUAAAUUAUAUAGUAGGAUGGAAAGAGGGAGAAGGACAUCAUCAUCCUCCUGAUUAUAAUAAGAUAUUUCCUGUAUUAAAUCGAUUGUGGUUGUCUGAAUUAAGCAAUUUAAUACAUAUGUAUGAAAUCAACCAGUCAGGAGGACUAGGAGGAGUGCUUUUAUUUCAAAACUUGACAUCCCUGAAUGUUGGUGGAUGUGGGAAAUUGAGAUAUUUGUUUUCGGAGAAUAUAGGUAGAGUCGUUGGCAAGCACCUUGAGUGGCUAUAUAUCACUAAUUGUGGAAUGAUGGAAGUGGUGAUGAAGAAUAUUAUUGAGGAUGAUGAUAAAACUGAAAGAGGAAGUAAUAAUUCUGUCGACGGAAAUACUCGUCAUUUCUUUCCACUCCUUAGUUCAUUGAGACUUUGGAAUCUAUCAGGUUUGAUGAGCUUUAGUGAUGUUGCUUAUACUUGGGAGUUGCCAUCACUAGAGGAUCUCCAUGUAUCAUACUGUCCGAAGCUAGAGGCACUCUCUCCCGGCUAUUUGGAUUCUCCAAGGCUGAAUGAACUCAAUUAUGAUAAUUAUAGAGAAGAAGUAAAUGUAAAGGAUACCUGGAAAGGUGACGUUAACAAAGCAUUGCGUCAUUUAUUUAUCGAGAAGAAACAAGAAGAAGAACUAGAGAGACGAAAGAUGGAGAUAACGGAGAGGAUGAAGUUAAAGAUGAUGGAGAUAAAGAUGGAGAUGGAGACGGAGACGGAGACGAAGACAGAUGAUGAUGAAUUAUAG